This is a messenger RNA of Phyllotreta striolata, 1639 nucleotides long. NCBI's taxonomy places the organism in Eukaryota, Metazoa, Arthropoda, Insecta, Coleoptera, Chrysomelidae. The record is from the annotation of a GenBank genome assembly.
CUUCCGAUUUCCUCGCACAGAUCGUAAACGUCGUCGAAAAGCACCUCUUCGUCGGUCAUUUUCCCCGCUCGCAACGAAAUAACAAUAAUAAUAAUACUCCACAAACACCCCCGAGAGGAAUUCGCGGACGAAAAAUCGAAAAAAAAAAUAAUCUAGCCAACCCUCGACCGAUCGAAUACAAUAUUAGUGCGAUGUAUCGCGCUGGCGGGUUAACUGCACGGAUUUCCAAACGAAUCGCCCGCACUAUCGCCCGUCAUUUGGAAUCGGAAAACGCACCGCAGGUCGCCAGAGAGCCGUGCAAAGUGGGUGAGGCUAAACAAUCGUCCCGAGAUAGUGCACCGGGAUUUUAUGCAAGCCAGUUCGGGCGCGCGUGUUUCGUGUUGCCUACCGCACCGGGGCCGCUCUCGACCAGCGACCGGAUUUUAAAAUGGCCGCACCUAGGAGCGAGGAAUUCACUACGAACGUCAUUUUGAAAUAUCCUACAUCUUCCUCCUCUUCGCCUGACUCCAAUUUACCGAACUUUGUCUCUAAAUUGCUCAGCGUUUGAGCUUCGUCGGAUACACUCUCCUGCGAACUAAAUAUAUACUCAACGGCUUCGUCCAAAGACUUGUUUCCCGUACAAAACAGCGCCUAAAAUCGUAAUAUUGUAUUGAAGUGGUCCAGUGCAUUUUUUCGAAACGUUACCUGCGUGGCUAUAUCGUGGUUUAUGCCCAUGGAGAUUAACUGGUGGAGGAAAUCCUGGUUUGGAAUGAACGGUUCGGACAUGGUUUUAGAAACAACCACGAUUUAAAUGCUUUUGAUAAAUAAAUUUGUAAUUAGAGCAAAAUAAGGUUAUACUUUUCUUCUUUUUUAGAACUGUUAAUGUCAACUGUCAUUCAUCGAUUUGACAUUGACAGCUUUGAUUUUGGGCAAAAAAUCCGGCAUUGAAAAUAAAUGAAACACAAACUGAAGAAACGAGAUGAGGAAACUCAUAAGAGUACAAACAAACUAAAGCGAAAACUUGAUGAUGGUAGAAGUAGAAAGAAAAAAUCGAAUAUCAAACGUAAAAAACGUUCAAUUAGUGCAUCUUCGAGCUCUUCGACAUGCUCGAGCAGCUCCACAUCUAGCUCAUCUAGCUCGAGCUCCGAUUACAGGGCUUCGAAGAGCAAGUCGAAAAUAAAGAAACAUCGAAAGAAACGUAAUUCGACGUCAAGUAGCAGUUCCAGCGAAUCUCCAGAAGAAAUCCUUCAUAAAAAGAGACAUGUUAAAAAGAAAAAGAAGCAUAGACGAUGCUCUCCAUCUUCGAGCUCGCGCAGCGAAGAGGCGCCGAAAAAAUCCAAGAGCAAACCCGGCAAAAUCGAGCCUAAUGACGAGCCUAGCAUGGACAUUCCGUUAGCUCUAAUGGAUAGCAAAAGUAAGUCAUUGGCCCCGAUGACUAAAGAAGAAUGGGAGAAAAAGCAGUCUGUAAUUAGAAGAGUAUACGAUGAGUCUACCGGUAGACACAGGUUAAUUAAAGGAGACGGUGAGGUUCUAGAGGAGAUCGUCAGCAGAGAAAGGCACAAAGAGAUAAAUAGAAAUGCGACGAAAGGCGAUGGAGACUAUUUUGAAACUAAAUUAUCGCAAUCAUUGAAUAAAAGAUGAUGAAAAUCAUGUAAAAAUU